This is a messenger RNA of Diaporthe amygdali, 1407 nucleotides long. Its product is annotated as immunoglobulin variable region used by the ITC63B heavy chain. Lineage: Eukaryota; Fungi; Ascomycota; Sordariomycetes; Diaporthales; Diaporthaceae. The transcript has 3 exons. Bases 1 to 1407 code for a protein of 468 amino acids. The record is from RefSeq and is a predicted model, not a curated record.
AUGGUUGCCUGGGCAUACAUACUGUCGGCACGAUGGGCAGAGCUGAUUCCUGGCGCGGAUAUAUCCGACUACAAUAGCCACCAGGCGCAGCUAAACUCCGGCAAUGGGCCGCAUGGACUGGGAGAUGAUGACAAUUCUGUUGUGGUAGAUAUAGGUGACGUGGAUGUUGCCGCUGCAAGGUGGUGGACAGCUGUUCUUGCGGCAGACGGCGGCUGGGACGCAUCAAUCCGCAGUGACACUGGUGUCCUUCUCUGCUCGCCAUGGUCCAUCAGGACCCAGCCAGGGCCAAAUUUCACGAUAUCUGCAAACAUUCAGCCUUGCUCAGCAAUGAAAAAUUCCAGUCCUGCGUCUUUCAGCACCGCUCUCCGCUAUCUAUCAGAGUAUUGCCAUCUUCACGACCUUGCCGAGCAAAGCCAAGCAGCCCUCGCAGCGGCGUUGCUCAUCCCAGUGGCAAAAUUUGAUACCAGAAGAAUCAAGUUGCCCGUUCCUCGACUACCACGCAAGACAACGCGCAGUCAACAAAAGCCCCAAGUGCUUCCGUCCUGGGACAUGAAACCUCGGCAGCUGGAUCGUCUUCUCACGCUGAGUUGCAACGCGAGGGGAGUGAAAGCUCUCUUGAACAGCAUCUUCUUCGAACCUGAUGUGGCCUGUAAUAGCUGCGGAGCUUGGCUGCAGGGCUCAUUUGCUUUCCUCGACUCCGACAAGGCCGGGGACCCACAUGUCCUCUUGAGCACGUUCAUGGAAAGGGAUCCGGGGCUCGGGUUCCUGUGGCUAGGUGCCUUUAUCACGGGCGCCGAGGAGCGCUGCCUCCAAGAAGCUCGUAUGGGCUGGUGGAAGGUCGACAUUAGCGCUGCAGCCUGGACUGCUGACGAGUGCCGCCUGAUGUACCUGUCCCAUAAUCCAGAUCACGCAGUCCCACCGCUUUUUCCAUUUGCUCCGUUCGGCAGCACCGCCAUGGAAGACACGGACCUUGACGUUCGUCGACAUGCCCGAUGUUCGGCAGCUCAUGGCCUCAAACACAGUUGUUUUACCUGGGACUGCCAGGGUGGUAAAAAGGUUGAGCAGAAUGAGACGCUGGCGAAUGCCAUCCGUGCGAAGGCUGGGAAACCUUCUGUUGCUGGUGAUAAUAGCUUUGCCGUCGUUUAUGAUAGCCUUGAUCCCGAGGAUGAAGUGUCGGAGAUGGUAACCAGGAACGUUUUUACCUGGCUCCGAGGUGAAGACGGAUUUCCCGUGGCGGAGAGAUCGAUCCGCGAGCACGAGUGGAUCGAAAAUCUAGAAUCGGACGACGACAGCCCAAUUGAUGGUGAUGUUCUGUCCACGGCUGGAAGGAAUCUUAGGAAAGAGAAGGGGAUAUUCCAAAACGCUUCUUCAGUGGUUAAAAAUGCAUAUGAGCCGCGUCUCUUCUGA